Hyaloperonospora brassicae is the source of this 411-nucleotide messenger RNA. Lineage: Eukaryota; Oomycota; Peronosporomycetes; Peronosporales; Peronosporaceae. The record is from the annotation of a GenBank genome assembly.
AUGAAGCUGUUUGCGCCGAACCCGGUGCUGGCUCAGUCCCGUUUCUGGUACUUUCUGCACCAGAUGAAGAAGAUGAAGAAGACGACGGGCGAGAUCUUGGACAUUAGCGAGCUCACGGAGAAGAACAGCCGCGUGAUCAACAAUUACGGCAUCUGGAUCCGGCUACAACUCACGCAGCGGCACGCACAACAUAUGUACGCGGAACUGGCUGGCCGUCACCGCGCGCGCCCUCGCUCGAUCCAGAUCAUGCGUACGGCAAUUGUGUCGGCUAAGGACGCAAAGAAGCUGAACGUGCAGCAGUUCCACGACUCGAAGAUCUCGUUCCCGCUGUCCCACCGUCUGCCACGCGCUGCCGAGAAGCACCAGAAGACGGUCUUCAAGGCUUCGCGUCCUUGCACGUUCCGCGGAUAA